AUGUUCAAUGACAARGCAACAGAAAGAAAAAUUCUGUCAUUCAAGAUCAAGUGUGUAAACCAAGGCUGUGAAUGGCAGGGAGAACUACGGAAUUUAAUGGCCCAUAAGAAGGAAUGUCAAAUGGCUGUUGUUUCUUGCACAUAUCAAACCUUCGGCUGCAMUUUUAAGGGUGAAAGGAAGACAWUAAGUGARCACAUUAUCACCAAACACCUUGCAUUCACCACUGGUAAGCUAAUGGAGCUUCAGACKGAGAAUGCAACCCUAAAGAGAAAAUUUGCUGAACUAGAAUCCCAAAAUGAAGUCCUCAAGGUACGAAUUAUAGAAGCAAAUUCUUUACUGUGGACAAAACAAGACAAAAAUCAUGUCAAAUAUGUCUGGAAAAUCAAAGAUUUCAAUAUAAAGCUUCAGAAYGCAAAGGAGAAAAACAUGAACACUUUUCUUUCAAGUGGGCCUUUCUACACAGACAAGUAUGGUUAUAAGAUGAGACUGAAACUGUACCCAAAUGGUGAYGGUUUAGGCAAAGGCUCUCAUGUAUCGCUUUUCUUGAUUGUGAUGCGAGGRGACUAUGAUGGGAUUCUUUCCUGGCCAUUUAACUACAAWGUCAAACUUACCCUUGUUGAUCAGAAGCCAGASAAGUCAAAGCGAAACAACAUCAAGUGGAGUUUUWGUCCAGAUGACAGCACUGUKGAUGAAUCUUUURUAAGGCCAACAACUGGUGAAAACACUGGCUAUGGAUUCAUGACAUUUGUUUCACAUGAAGCCUUGUUCACUGAGAACUACCUUAAUAUUGUUGAUGGGUCAAUAUUCAUACAACUUGAUAUAAAAACAUGUUAGUUUUUUACUAUUACUUAGGCUUACUCUAAGUCUUAUACCGUGGGGUACUGGGAACAAUCUGCUAAGUGGCAUGAUGAGAAUAUCACAUCAAAACGUUUGUCACUAAUCAGGUUAAAAAAUACUUGUUUACAAAUAGUAUUUUUAAAAUUCCAGAAUUCAAAAGAAAUCUUAUAUAUUGUUUUUGUAAAUUUGAGCAUUCUGUAAAAGCUAUGUUAGUAUUUUUUACAAAAUUUGUGUCUAUGUAGCAUGGUAGGCUUUGUACAGGUCCAGGAAAACCUGAACACUUGUGAAGUUUCAUUUUUUGGUUUUCCAGGCCUCAGGAAAGUAAUGGAAAGUAAUGGAAAGUAAUCACCAUUGUGCUAUAUUUAUAAGGGACUUGUACCAAGUCUCCACUAUAUAAAAGUAAGCAAUACAAAGAUAUGAAAUAUGUUUAUUAUGAAAUUUAAUUAUGAAUUUAUUUUGAUUGAUUUUAUUGAAGAGCAAAUUUUUGUUUAAAGAUUAUUUAUUUUAUUAUGAUGAUCAUUGUUGUAAUUAUCACUUCUUUGUGAUUUCUAAAAAAAAUGCCAGAGUGUAUUUCAUCAAAUAAAAAUG
Messenger RNA from Exaiptasia diaphana, 1425 nucleotides. Its product is annotated as TNF receptor-associated factor 4. Gene Ontology annotation, molecular function: protein binding. Gene Ontology annotation, biological process: regulation of canonical NF-kappaB signal transduction; positive regulation of JNK cascade. The transcript is spliced from 3 exons. Lineage: Eukaryota; Metazoa; Cnidaria; Anthozoa; Actiniaria; Aiptasiidae. The record is from RefSeq and is a predicted model, not a curated record. The annotation marks the transcript as partial. Gene Ontology annotation, cellular component: plasma membrane signaling receptor complex.